Striga hermonthica is the source of this 1041-nucleotide messenger RNA. NCBI's taxonomy places the organism in Eukaryota, Viridiplantae, Streptophyta, Magnoliopsida, Lamiales, Orobanchaceae. The record is from the annotation of a GenBank genome assembly.
AUGAGGACGCCGAUUCGCAGGCUAUCCUCCACCCUCAAAACCCUCCACCCAAACCCUACCUCCACGGCCGCCGCCAUUGCCAUCUGCUCAUUCUCCACUAAUCGAACCACCGGAAAGGGCCGAACCAGGGAAGACGAGUGGAACGACGCCUGGAAAACAGCCUGGCUUCCCAACGACUUGACCGGAAAAUCACAACGCGCCCCAUGGGCGUCCAAUAUGGAUCCCGAGACCCAGGCUUUUGUAGAGGACAUGAACGAUAACUGGGAUCAGAGGAAGGGCAAAUCGGUAAAAAAGGACACCGAUCGAGAUGCCGGCAAUCCAGGACCGGGAUCGGGAUCUUCGUCUUCUUCUUCAUCGCUUUACAACUUGGAGAACAUCAAGAGUGAUUAUAGGCUGACGAAGCAGAAAAUUCACGCGGGGCUGUGGGUGAAGGAGAUUGAGAGAAUGGAGGAGGCUAAAUUGGGGGAUUCCGUUCAUGGCGACGACGAUAUUGAGAAACUACUCGAUAGCGCCUCUGAGAUAUUUGAUUCUGCAAACAAUGAUUUUGGGGACCCAGAAAAUGCCGGCUCAGAGUUAAAAAACAAGCCUGAUGGCUGGGAAACAACAUCAAAAGCUCAAGAUGGCAAUGUUUGGGAUAUGUCACAAAGAGAAGAAGAUAUUUUAGUUCAAGAAUUUGAGCGACGUAUUGCGUUCAAUAAAUUCAAGAUUGCGAGCUUCAUAAAAACUCACAUAUUUAGCCGGAGGAGGCCCAUUGAUGGAUGGAAGUACAUGAUAGAGGAAAUAGGAUCAAAUGCGAGGAAGGAAGAAGCUUUGCCUGUUUUGUCUUUACCUCAAAAUGCCUCACAUAGACCUCCGUCUCCUCAAUCUUUAGUUUCUUCCACGCCUUUUGAUCCGCCGGUCCAAGCAAGAAGGUAUUCGGCGGAUGAAAAGGCUUGGAAGAAACUCAAGAUUGAGGAGAUGGAGGCCUUUGUGAGGCAUUCAGAGGUGAAGACAAAACAAGCAAAGCUUCUUCUGCAGUCCAUCAAGUCCAAUUACUAUUAA